AUGGCAUAUCACAAGAAAUCUUUUACUUGGUCUCCCACAGUUUCCCAAGUGUUAACUAAGACUUGUCUCAUCAAUCUUAAACCUACUGUCACAGCCAAUUAGGGUCCUGUGCGUUUGAAAAUUGAUACAGAAAGAGAAUUAUAAUUCUCAAAUGAUUUAAGUUGGAAUUGGCAUAAAAGUUGGAAUAUACCAAAUUUAUCAAUUAAAUUACAACUUGAAGACGAAGAUACACCAUAGUGGAUGGAUUGUUAGGCUUAAUUGAUGGCUGUAAAACUAAAUCAAGAUGGAGUCUAUGAGGAAGUAGGUUUGGAAGGAGUCACAACUCAAGAGCUAGUAGAUGGCAAAGCAUUUUUUUCUGGUGUUAAAUUUAACAGUACAACUUACAAUCAUUAAGGACAUAAGUUUCACUUGAUCAUUUUGUUGAAAAGUGCAAAUAACAUUAUAACUGCACUAGAGUCUCCUCCUAUUUUCGUAGAUAGCAGAAAAAGUGCAAGGGAUGAACACAGACAAACAUAAUUUAUUUAGCCAUUCGAACCAAAAUAUUUGGAAAGAAAUUUUUGUAAGAAGGAGAAGCACUUCAACGAUGUGAUUGAAGCUCCUAUUGAAAAUAAUGAGAAUGGACUCCAUAACUAUCUGACUGCUCCGAACAUACGCAAUAAGAUUAAACAUCCAUUAUUUUUGGCCUUGAAAUUCUCAAAAUGUAUGACCAUCUAUCAUUUGAGAACUAUGAUAACAGACAAUCAUCUUAUAGAAUUUCAAAGGCAGUUAAAAUAAAAAUAAGGGUAAUGUGAAUACAUAAUUGCUUUUUAGUCAAAUAACAAUAGAAUUCGUAAGAAGAUUGAAGAAACUUUAACAUAGUUAUUCAUCCAAAGUAGCGUUAAGGUUAUGGAGAGGAAAUAUGUUGAUGAAACGCUCUAUUAAAAAUUAGAUUAUGAUAUCAAAUCAUAUUAUGAGGCAUAUAACAAAUUGGUAGAAAUGAUGAACUCAACAAAUUCUGAAAGCACAAUGGAAAUUCAGAUAGAAGAAUAGAACCAAUAAUAGAUCAGUUCAUAGUAGGGUUAAUUCAAUCGAUAGCAAUCAAAUGGAGGGAGAAAGUCAGCCUUCAGAAAAUUCAACAAAGACUUUGAUAAAUUGCCAACAAAAAACUUUUGUGAAUUCCAGAAUGAAGAUAGUAUUUAGAAGAAGGUGAAAGAGGAGGAGGUGAUUGACUAUGGGAACAAGAUGUUACCUGUUAAUAUUUAAAAUUUGUUUUUUCAAGAAUAGUUGAUAAAGUAUUACUUAUUCUAAUAGCAAUAUAUGAUUAAUUUGUUAUCUUAAUAGAUCUGA
This is a messenger RNA of Paramecium tetraurelia, 1326 nucleotides long. RefSeq lists its product as uncharacterized. The record is from RefSeq and is a predicted model, not a curated record. NCBI's taxonomy places the organism in Eukaryota, Ciliophora, Oligohymenophorea, Peniculida, Parameciidae. The transcript has 6 exons.